AUGUCCAGUGAGUACCAGCCCAGUCGGGUGAGUGGGCAGCGGUCUGUAAAGGUCGCUGGGGACAGCAGCGUGCAACGCAGUGGGUUAAACUGUGGGGCCUGGAUACCGUUCAGCAACGAAGGAAUUCACUGGGAGAGUCGGCCAGCCGACCCUGUGGAUGUUCUGCGAGCACUGGACUUUCACACCCUUCCCAUAGGAGUAAAGAAAACUACAGGCUUCUGCCCCAAGAGGAAGUCCACCUCCACCCCAGAUGUGGCCUACAGGAUAUCCAAGAAGGCCCAGAUCACCGCACCCACCAAGCAACUGUUCCCAAGUAAGCUUCCUGAGGACUUCUCCAUCAUGGCGCUGGUGAAGGCCCGUGCUGGAGUUCAGGCCUUCCUGCUGAGUGUGUACAGUGAGCAGGGCCUGCAGCAGGUGGGAGUGGAGCUGGGCCGCUCGCCUGUAUUUCUCUACGAGGACCAGCACGGCAAGCCCACACCUGAGCAGUACCCCAUCUUCAGUGGAAUCAACCUCGCCGACGGCAGUUGGAGGAUGCUUCCUUCUCAGCUGUGGUGCAAACCGCAGAACGCCCUGGUGCUAACCCCGCUCUCUCUGCCUCUUCCCCAGGGUGACAUCCAGCAGUUGUUGAUCUCCUCGGAUCCUCGGGCAGCAUAUGACUAUUGCCAACACUACAGCCCGGACUGUGACAAUCCCGUCCCAGAGCGAGCCCAGAACCAG
Molecule: messenger RNA, 717 nt
Organism: Leucoraja erinaceus (little skate)
Lineage: Eukaryota; Metazoa; Chordata; Chondrichthyes; Rajiformes; Rajidae
Product: collagen alpha-1(V) chain-like
Exons: 4
Source: RefSeq, a predicted model, not a curated record